This is a messenger RNA of Fomitopsis serialis, 1695 nucleotides long. RefSeq lists its product as uncharacterized. The coding region runs from base 1 to 1695 and encodes 564 amino acids. The record is from RefSeq and is a predicted model, not a curated record. Lineage: Eukaryota; Fungi; Basidiomycota; Agaricomycetes; Polyporales; Fomitopsidaceae. Gene Ontology annotation, molecular function: Hsp90 protein binding. The transcript has 3 exons.
AUGUUCCGAGCCGGACAGUUGGACGACGCGUUGGCGCUGUUCACGGAGGCACUCACUCUCGAAGGAAACGAGUACACUCUGUACGACUCUUGUGCAGCAGUCAAGGAGAAACUCGGUAAGACCAAGGAUGCGCUCCGAGACUCGAAGAGAGUUAUCGAUCUCGCACCGCAGCGAUGGCAGGGUUAUGCUCGCUCCGCACGCCUCUUCUUAAAGAUCAGGAAGUACGACAAUGCUCUCUACAUGAUCAAGCUUGCCCUGGAGCGUGUCAGCGCGGACGACAGCAAGAGACGCGCAGAGCUGGAGGCUCUGCAGUGUCAGAUACUUCAGGGCGUCGACGAGCAGCGCGAGCUUACCUCAAGAACCUCGUAUCACUUUGGACAGCUCCCUCUCGAGCUCGCAGCCGACAUCUUUACCUCCGCGCUGACGGAGGACCACGCUCGAGUUGUCGUACUCGCCCAAGUCUGCAAAAACUGGCGACUUAUCAUCACAAAUACACCACAUCUAUGGAACAAUCUCGUUCUUUCCAAGCAGAGCCCAGUCAAAAAGGCAAAGGCAUGGAGCACGCGUUCGAGGGGGAGGAUAGUCCACCUCACCCUGAGGGAGAGCUUGAAGGGGACUCCAUGGGCCCUCGACGAGCUGCAGGACCUGUCUUUGGAGUCGCUGCGUACACUUCGUCUUGCGGACUUCCCAUUGGGUGCCGUUCGACAACGGUUACCAAAUCUUACAAGUGACGUCCUUCGCACCCUCGACGUCCUCGAUGUGGACAAUCGUACAGAAGCAGGCCCAGUUACAUGGCUCUGGACGGACCCCUCCAUGGCAGUCCGCUCUCUCUCCGUUUAUUUCGCCGUAUUCGACUGGGCCUCCCUCGUCACAUACUUCCCCCGCCUCGAGCACUUCACUUUCAAAGCACCCCUAGUCGACAUCCCGCUCAGCGCCCUCUCCGACUUUCUGCGCGCACACGUUGGCCUUCGCUCAUUGUCGCUGGGCAUCAUGGACUUUGUCUACCACCGCGCUCCUGACCGCGAGCAACCACCAGUCCAUCUCCCUCACCUAGAGCGACUCGAAAUCGAAUAUCACGAUUUUGCGAUGAGUUUCAUGUUCCCCCUGUUGCAUCUGCCGACCCUCCGCUCCCUAAACAUUUCCCGAGGUGUGCACGCGAUCGACACAUCGUUGCAGCACCUGAUCACCAGCGGAGCCGGAAAGAGUUUGAGAGAGCUCAGGAUAUCCCUGUGCGCCGUCUCGGCAGGCCGUGUCGUCGACUUGCUGCACGAAGCGGAGGCUCUCGAGGUGUUGGAGUUGAGGUAUCUCGGAGGAAACCAGGCGAACACGAUAUUGCACGCUCUAUCUGAGCAGCCGAAGUCUCCUCCCCGAGGUCAUGACACCGAGAUCAGCAAAGGCGAUGGCGCAGGCACAUCUACCGUGCUGUGUCCAUCGCUUUCAUACCUGGACUUCUCCCACUGUCCAGACGUCAAGAGUGGGCCACUGAUGGCGCUGGUGAAAGCCCGGCUAUCCAGUACCGACAGUGACGGUCAAGUGGACGUCGCGGCGGCGAGUACUCAGCCGGCGCCUAUAGACACACUCAUCGUGGACGGUUGUCCCUCUGUCGAGAUAGACAUCCUACCAUGGUUACGGAGCAAGGUGCGGCGCGUCAGUUGCGUAUACAUGUCCAAAAAGGAUGCCAAAUGGCGAAGGUGA